Molecule: messenger RNA, 2430 nt
Organism: Acipenser ruthenus (sterlet)
Lineage: Eukaryota; Metazoa; Chordata; Actinopteri; Acipenseriformes; Acipenseridae
Product: G-protein coupled receptor 183-like
Exons: 2
Coding region: 136-1314 (392 amino acids)
Biological process (GO): G protein-coupled receptor signaling pathway
Cellular component (GO): membrane
Molecular function (GO): oxysterol binding; G protein-coupled receptor activity
Source: RefSeq, a predicted model, not a curated record
GAAGAAAUGUGUGCCGGUAAUGAGCUUUGAGAACAGCAAAGAUCCUAGACUGUCCUGUAUUGAGGGUGCGGCUAACUAGUCUUCAAAACCCAGAUUAAGCACCAAAAGAAGAAUUAUCCGGCAGUUAUAUUUGAGAUGGAACAUACCCGUGUUACAGAAUCCAUGGAAAUGGAAUCAAGCACUCUCCACAACAUCAGAAAUACCACCUGUGACCUGUAUCAGCAUCGCAGUAUUGCAAGGAUUGUGAUACCCCUGCAUUACUCCAUUGUUUUCAUAAUAGGGUUAACUGGAAAUGCACUGGCUCUGCAUGUCAUCCGUCCCAACUUAAAGAAGAUGAACUCCACUACCUUAUAUUCGACCAAUCUCGUCAUCUCUGAUAUUCUUUUCACCUUGUCUCUGCCUUUGCGCAUAGUGUACUAUGCAAUGGGCUUCCACUGGGUGAUGGGGGAUGCAUUGUGCAGGAUUACAGGUCUCAUAUUCUACAUCAACACAUAUGCUGGUGUCAAUUUCAUGACUUGCUUGAGUGUUGACCGGUUUAUUGCUGUGGUACUGCCUCUCCGCUUCAGUCGGUUCCGGAAAGUUCACAAUGUCAAAUACAUCUGCAUGCUUGUGUGGUUCAUAGUAUUGGCUCAGACAUUACCACUACUCACAAUGCCUCUCUCCAAAGAAGUCGAAGGGGGAUACAUAACCUGCAUGGAAUACCCAAACUUUGAAAUAAUACCAAACCUGCCUUAUAUGCUUCUGGGUGCAGUGUUUCUAGGAUACGUUAUUCCAGUGGUAACCAUCUUGGCUUGCUAUUCUGGAUUAUGUUGGAAACUGCAAUUCUCUACAAAACAAAACCAAUUUGCUGAUAAAUCUGGGAGGAACAAAAAGGCCACCCGCGUCAUCUUUUUUGUGACUCUUGUGUUUGUAAUAUGCUUCAGUCCCUACCAUAUUGACAUUGUGCAGCAUAUGAUUAAAAAACUGAGUUAUGAUCCCAGUUGUUCAGAACAAUAUGCCUUUCAAGUGUCCCUCCAUUUCACUGUGUGUCUGAUGAAUUUCAACAGCUGCAUGGACCCGUUUAUCUACUUCUUUGCCUGCAAAGGCUACAAGAGAAAAAUCAUGAAAAUAAUGAAACGACAAGUCAGUGCCUCCUUCUCCAGCGUGGUCAGGACUUCUCCAGAUGGCUCCACACGGGAUGUAAUUGAUAACAACAAAAUAGUUUUAGUGCCGUUAAAUAGUUAUAAAAAUAAGUCCCAGAACAGUGGCAAGGUAGAAACAGACACAACUGUGGAGGGCUUUACAAACAGAGUUUCCGGGUCAAGGUGUCUCUGAAAAUGAGAAAUCCCAAGAACGUUUCUGAAGGCAUAAUACAACUCUAGAGAAACACAUGUCCAGUAGUGAACGGUGUCAAUCUACCUUCUCCUGUCUACAAUACAGGCAGAUUUACAAUUAAAGUUUGAGGUUGCUGAGUAAUGUGCCAUUAAAUAUUCCCGAAUACAAGAGAUGCAUCCAACUGUUUUCCACUUGUUGUACAGUUGUGAAGAUUAAAUCUAGUUAUAAAAUCAUUGUUUAGUCCUUCCAUUUUUUGGGGUCACAAUUAUAUUGUACAAAUAUUAAAUACAUUGUAUUUUAUUUUAUUUUUAUUUUUAGGAAGACUAAUUAAUACUAGCCUUGUUUAAAAGUGAUCUUGAAAGUCUUCCACACAGGCUGGCUAAAAGAAUACAUAAACAAAACAUAAUUCAAGUUUAGGGGUUUCUAAUUUCGGAUCGAAUCUUGAACAAGGGUGUGGGGCUUGUGAACCAGCAACGGCUUUUUCCUUCUAGCUUUAAAAAAGGGAAGUCAAUUAAUUCAGUAACCUCUUAUCAAACAUGAACUGUGUUCAGUAAAAUGACAAAUUAUGUAUUUCCUAAGCACAGAUAAAGAACAGUAGCCAGUUGCAUAAAACACUUUAAAAUGUGUCUUGAUAUUAAGGGUGUUGUAAUUAACACAUUUAUCCUUCAAUGUUGUACUGGUUUCUAAGAAAAAAUGCCACGUCUGUUAUGUACAUACAAUAUCUAACUGUUAGAGUGAGCACCGUUAAAAGACUGGCUGACCUUUUAGUGCUUUAGCAGCCAGAUCAGUAUAGUUUGCAUCCAUCAGAGUACUGAUUACAACACACAGUACUUUAUUGUAACUUUUUGAUCUUCAGCAACAACUUAACCAGGUAAAACAUAUAUUUUACAACAGCUGCUACCAUCACAGGAAAAUGUAAUUUACCGAAAAGCCUCAAGAUAAUCUACCGGUAAUGUAAUCUUAAUAGUAACUUCUUUUGUAUAUAUUGUUUGUCCUUUUUGUACCUGCAUGUACAUUAAUUACAUUAAAAGAGUUUGCUGCAGUUUUCUGUAUAAAUUACACAUUUUUGCGUGCUCUACACUGCACAAAUGUAUAAAUAAACAAUGUGAAACGUUG